UACCCCUAUAGCACACACUUUUCAUGUACACAGCGGGUGCAGGCGCCCCGGAGGGGAGGGGACCGGGCACGCGCGGCGCGGCGCAGCGCCCCCUGCCGCCCGCGGGAGGAACCAGCGCGGCUCGCCGGACGCGGGAACAUGGCGCGGCCGCCGGCGAGCCCCGGGUCGCAGGCGGCCGACCCGGACCAACGGGAAGCCAACGUGGUGACGCGCGUGUCGCAGUGGGCGGACAGCCACCUGCGCCUUGUCCAGAACGUCAGCACGGGAAUGGCCGUAGCUGGGAUCGUGUUACUAAUGAGAAGUGUCCGACUGACAUCAAAAUUCACAGCCUCUUCGGAUAUUCCAGUCGAGUUUAUAAGAAAGAAAGUGAAGCUCCGUGGCCGAUUACACCGGAUAACCGAGUGUGGUCUAGAAAUUGAACAUAUUCCUAUUACUUUACCUUUUAUAUCUUCGUGGAAAAAAGAACCACGUGGGUUUUUGCUGGUUAAGCUGGCUGGAGUAGAACUCACUGAAACCGGUAAGGUCUGGUUACAGAAAGAGCUAAAACCUUCCCAGCAGCUGUGGUUCCAGCUUCUUGGAAAGGAGAAUUCAGCACUGGUUUGCUACCUUCUAGUGAACAAGGGUGGAUAUUUUAACGUGAAUCUGAAUGAGGAAAUUUUAAGAAGAGGCUUGGGCAAAACUGUUCCUGUUAAAGGGCUAAAUUAUGACUCAAAAACCCACUGGAAAAUCCACAGGAACUUACUUAAGGCUGAACUGGCAGCCGUGAAGAAAGGAGAAGGAAUAUGGAAGGAAGAGUCUGAAAAAGAUAGCUAUUUGGGAAAAUUCAAAGAUUCCUGGAGAGAAAUAUGGAAAAACGACAAUUGUUUAAAAACAAGCAGACCAGAUUUCCACUUGACCAAAGACAGUUAUUAUGACAGGUUUCGGAGGGCUUAUGGAAGCUGGAAGGACCACGUGGGCAACUUCUCUUUAGUUCUGAAACUUAGAGAACUUGUGAGCCGCCUGCACUUUGGGAGAAAAAGAUGAAGCACCCUUGAGGUCCAGAGGUGACCACUUUUCCUUGAGUCAAAUGGAAACUUCUUCAGGUGACCAAAAUUCUAGUCUAGUGGUCCUUAAAGAUUCGAAACACUGUUAACACCAAAAUCAAUUUGAAAGAAUUAUGACCAAUGCAAUAUACUUUCAGCAAAAAAUGGCACACUAUACAGUUACCUGGUAGAAGGCUGUAUCCAUGUAGAACUAGUGUUUUGCCUGUUUCUUCUCCUGCCCUGCCCCCUAGUGCUGUGGAUUGAAUGCAGGGCCUCAUGCACUCUGGAUUCGCUAGCAUACCAUGACUGAGUCUCAUUGCCAGUGCUAUAUUGCUAAUGUCUCAAGAGAAAGUUAAAGCAUUGACUGUUAAAUUAGUUAUUUGGCACAGCCAGAUUUAAUAUUUGUUUUUCAGUUUCAUCACUUUAUAAUAAAGGAAGUUUUAGAAUGUUUCUUUCUAAGCCACUUUUUCUCCCAGUGUCUUUCUAGCUGCUAGUGAGUUUGGGCCAGGGCCACAAGAGAUAGGGACACCAUUCUUGGGAAUAAAGAUUGCUAACUUCUCCUGUAGUUAGAUGAGAGGAUUUUUUUUUUUUUCGAGACAGGGUUUCUCUGUGGUUUUGGAGCCUGUCCUGGAACUAGCUCUGUAGACCAGGCUGGUCUCGAACUCACAGAGAUCCGCCUGCCUCUGCCUCCCAGAACUAGGGAGGCAGAGACAGACUUCAAGGACAGCCUGGUCUAUAGAGUAAGUUUCAGGACAGCCAGGAAUACACAGAGAAAUGCUGUCUUGAAAAAACAAAAAAACAAAACAAAACAAAACAAAACAAAAACCAUACAUUAAAAAAUAUCUAAUAAAACUAAGACAUGAUUAUA
Molecule: messenger RNA, 1890 nt
Organism: Alexandromys fortis (reed vole)
Lineage: Eukaryota; Metazoa; Chordata; Mammalia; Rodentia; Cricetidae
Gene: Miso1
Product: chromosome unknown C3orf33 homolog
Exons: 5
Coding region: 139-1023 (294 amino acids)
Source: RefSeq, a predicted model, not a curated record